AUGCCUGCCUGUCUCUCCACCCCGGCAGCAAUCACCCUCGAAGACCAUUCCGAGGAAGACCAUGAGCAGACACAGGCAUGCUGGGCCCGCUCGGUCACAAUAGGCGACUACACUGUCGUGACGGGGCCGAGUGGCAUGGGUGCAUAUGUGGUGUGGCCGGUGGAUGUGCAGACGCUCAAAGGUGGCACGCUAAGCAUCAGAAAGCGAUACUCCGAAUUCGACCGCCUUCGAUCAACCCUCGUGAAAGCAUUCCCGCACGCGGAGGCUAUGCUGCCCGAGCUGCCUCGCAAGUCAGUGGUUUCGAGGUUUCGUCCGAGCUUCCUCGAGCAGAGGAGGAACGGGCUGGAGCAUUUCUUGAAUUGCAUACUCCUCAAUCCCGAACUGGCCUCUUCGCCUGUCCUGAAAGAUUUCAUCUUCGCUGGAGUCAUGUGCACAUCAUAACCAACCAUUAUCGGGAGUUGUGGAAGUCAGAUGUCGGCGGUGUGCGUAACGAAUGUGUAUCUGUGUUUGUGAUUUGACGCGAGCCAAGUGGAGUUCUUCCAGGAAAGGAAGAAGGGUACAUGGACACGAUCAGCAAUGGCAAAUUCUCUACCUUGUCAUUUCGUCAACUCCGCGCCACUGUUGCUGGUCGAAUCACACGAUCUUCCAACAUAAAGCGGUCGAGAUGAACGAAGUCCUUGCCUGAGCUUUUGCUCAUUCCUUCCGCUGAAACACUCACUCCCAUUGCUUCGUUUUUCACCUAAGCGGCAAGCCACUACAUUCGACUCCCGCACAUCAAGACGAAUCAUUCCAUCGAGCUCCUU
This is a messenger RNA of Pseudocercospora fijiensis CIRAD86, 803 nucleotides long. RefSeq lists its product as uncharacterized. The record is from RefSeq and is a predicted model, not a curated record. Lineage: Eukaryota; Fungi; Ascomycota; Dothideomycetes; Mycosphaerellales; Mycosphaerellaceae. The transcript has 4 exons. Gene Ontology annotation, cellular component: endosome. Gene Ontology annotation, molecular function: phosphatidylinositol-3-phosphate binding. Bases 1 to 441 code for a protein of 146 amino acids.